AUGAUUGAAUCAAAACACAAAGUGAAUAUCCCUUGCACGAAUACGACAUCCUUUGUAUUCAGCGCAGGCAACCAAACCCCAUCAUCUCAGGAAUCACCUCAGUAUUUCGAUGCCGAUGUUCCUUCACGGUGUUUUACAAUGGCCCAAGCCAAGGUGUGGGUCAAACAAUUUGCCAAAGGUCUUGAAAGUCUCGGGCUUGGACCAAACGGCAAAGUCCUGCUAUUCUCAGAAAAUCGAUUAUACUUUCCAGUUCUUCUAUGGGGCGUUUCGGCUGUGCGGUGCAUCUUCACUGCAGCUUCUCCCAGUGCUUCAAUUCAAAUCUUGCACAUGUCAUUUAAUAAGCUGACACUUCACAUGAAAGAACUGAAUUAUCAAAUUCAAGAUUCAGACGCGAAGGUUUUGUUGGUAGGCCAAAAACAAGUUCCUGUGGCUUUAGAAGCGGCGAGAAAAAGUCAUAUUAAGAACAAGAAUGUGUUUUUGUUCUGCCACCCCGAGGAAGAGGUACCAGCUGAGAUCUUAGCCCAAAUUGCACCUUGGACGAGUAUCUGGAGACCGGCCGAAGAGGUUCAAUCAUGGUCCUGGAGGAAGAUAGACACCCGUGAAGAGGCCGAAGGAACGACUGUGAUUCUUAAUUAUUCAAGCGGAACAACUGGUCUCCCCAAAGGAGUUAAGAUUUCGCACUAUAACAUCGUCGCAAAUUGUACCCAGCUUCUUUACAAACUUCUGGUAGCCCCGGAAAUCCCAAAAGGGAUUGAGCGCAAGGAGAGACUUGCUACUUCAGGGGAGAGAUGGCUGGCACCUCUUCCAAUGAACCAUGGCCAAGCAUACUACUGUGUGAAUGCUGUUAUUCUGCAAGCCAAGGUCUUUAUCAUGAAAUCUUUCUCUGUUCAAAAAUACUUAUUGUACAUGGACAUCUAUCAUAUCACUUUCAUGGCAACAGUUCCGGCCAUUAUGGCAACUACCUCGAAGCAGCAAAACCCUUCAAUUUACAAUUUGCGAACCAUUGAAACAGUACUUAGUGGAUCAGCACCAUUGAGUCCCGAUCUUGGUCGUCUCAUUGAAAAUUUGUAUCUGCGACCGGGUGUAUCGGUCAAGCAAGGGUGGGGGAUGACGGAAACAACAUGUUCGAUCACCGGAUUUGCUCCGGACAUUGAAGAUGACGGACGCUCCAUUGGGUGGUUAAAUCCUAAUUGCGCGGCAAGGAUCGAGCAACUUGACGAUCGAGAUUUUAGUGGAGUUGCACCCCAAGGUGCUCUGUUGGGGAGAUUUGGACCACAGGAGACAGAGGAAGCUAUCGUUGAAGCUGGUGGACUUCGUUGGUUGAGAACGGGUGAUAUCGGAUAUAUCGAUGAUCGAGGGUGCAUUUACAUUGUGGAUCGUUUGAAGGAUUUGAUCAAGGUGAAGGGGCUCCAGGUUGCGCCUGCAGAACUAGAGCAGUACCUUUUAACCCACCCUGACAUGGCUGAUGCUGCGGUCGUGGGCGCUAAGAUUGGAGGAGGAGAGUAUCCACGAGCAUUUAUAGUGCGAAAGGGAAAGGUUGUAACGAAAAAGGAGAUUCAGGAGAUGAUCAAGUUACACUUUGCAUCUCAUAAGUGCCUUACUGGCAGUGUGUAA
Molecule: messenger RNA, 1614 nt
Organism: Penicillium malachiteum
Lineage: Eukaryota; Fungi; Ascomycota; Eurotiomycetes; Eurotiales; Aspergillaceae
Exons: 7
Coding region: 1-1614 (537 amino acids)
Biological process (GO): secondary metabolic process
Molecular function (GO): CoA-ligase activity
Source: RefSeq, a predicted model, not a curated record